CCCUGCCCAACACUGUAUGCGCGCUAUGGAUCCAUUUUUUACGCGAAAAAGACGGGCGAGACUAACAAAACACAAAUUCGCCUUUCUAAUUCCUGUUCGUUCAUUCCACUUUUCUUUACAUACAACUAGAAUAAAUAACCCGAAUCCAUAAGCACACCCUUUCUAUAUCCUUAGCACACCGCACUGCAUUACAUUACUCUAGAAUGCAGUACCAGUACGUCGUAUCGGCACACAAGAGCAGCGCGGUGUCGGCCUGCGCCAGCGGCCGGUUCACAUCACCACAGAACGACAACCUCAUAGUGGCGCGCGGCAACCGGCUCGAAAUCACAUGUCUGGACAAGGCGGCCGGCGCGCUGGCGCCAAUGGGCAGCGAGCAUCGGCUCAACGGGCACAUCGCACACCUCUUUGCACUGCAGCCAGCAGACCGCCCCACAGCACUUCUCCUGGCGCUCUCAGCGAAACAGCAGUAUGCAGUUCUCUCGUGGGACGCGGCUAGCGGCCAGGUGGUGACGGAGGGCGCGGGCGAGAUCAGCGAGCGCACCGGACGGCGGCGCGAGGGCCGCAGCCUGGCGGCGGUGGACGCACAGAGUCGCGCGUUUGCCGUGUGCGCGUACCAGGGAAUAGUGCACGUGUUUGCGGUGGACGCGCGCGUGCGGCGCGGGGUGCGUGCGGCGCCGGCGCACUUCAUCGACGAGGUGCGGGCGCUGGACAUGUGCUUUUUGGCCGGCGACACGCUGGAGCUGGCGGUGCUCUCGGAGGACGCGGAGGGCGCGCGGCGCGUGCGCGUCUACGCUGUCGGCGCCGAGCGGAUGGAGGAGCUGUGGGUGUGCGCGGUGGACGCGGCGGCGACGCACGUGGUGGCGCUGGGCGGCGGGCGGCUGCUGGUGGUGGGCGACGACGCCGUCUCGGUGGUGGGCAGCGGCGGCCGGGUGCGCGGCGUGGCGCGGCGCGCUGCGCGGGUGGCGGCGGUUGCGUGGGUUGAGCGCGGCGCGCGGCUGCUGGUGGCCGACAGCGACGGUUUGCUGUCGCUGGUGGUCGUGCGGCCAGCCGGCGUCUUUGUUGAGCGGCUGGGCGCGGUGCCAGUAGCGUCGGCGCUGGCGUACCUAGGCGACGGCUGUGUGUUCGUCGGGUCUGCGUGCGGCGACUCGCUGCUCGCGCGCCUGCGGUUGACGCCAAUCCCCGAGCCGCAGCUACCCGCGGGCCUGGCGGACAGCGUGCUGGCGCAGCGCAUGGCCACGGGCGACUCGUUCAUCGAGCCGCUGGCGGCGUUCGCAUGCCUGGCGCCGCUGGUCGACCUGUGCGUGGCCGGGCAGGGCGCCGGCAAAGGCGAAGGCGGCGGCGGCGGCGUGGCGGCUGGCAGCGUCGUCGCGUGCUCGGGCCAUCGCACAACACCGUCCAUCCGCGUCGUGCGCAACGGCGUCGGCGUCGAGCCUCUGGCACAGCUGGACUGCGACGGCGUGGCGCGCACAUGGGCGCUGACGCUGGCCGGCAGCACAGACGCGGGCUGCACACAGCGCCGCGUGCUGGUGGUGGCCAGCCUGGCCGCGGCGUCGCGCGUGCUUGCGUGGACCGAGAUGGCCGGCCACGCCGAGAUGGCCGACCACGUCGAGAUGGCCGAGCUGGCGCCGUGCGGGUGGGCGACCGACCGGCCGACGCUGGCCGCCGGCGCUACGGCGUCGGGCGCCUGUGCCGUGCAGGUGACGCGCGACCAUGUCACUUUGCUCGACUUCGGCGGCCGCGCCGUCGCGCAGUGGCCGGCGGCGCCAGGGCAGCCGAUUAGCGUCGCGGCUGUUAGCGGCGACGCGGUGGUCGUGGCCAGCGGCGCCCGCCUUGCGCUCCUGCACGUGCGCGGCGACGCCAGCGUGGUCUGCGUGUCGGAGCGCGUGCUGCCUAGCGCCGUUGCGUGCAUCGGUGUGCAGAUGCCGGAUGCAGAGCACGUGGCUGUGGGGCUGUGGGACGGCGACGUGCAGGUGCUGACGCUGCCGGCGCUCGGCCGCGCGGCGCUGCGGGUGCCGGCGCUGGGCGCGCCCGCGCGGUCGCUGCUGCUGUGCACGCUGGGCAGCGCCUGCUACCUUCUGGUGGGCACGGGCGACGGGCGGCUGCACCAGCUGGCGCUGCUGGACUUGUUCCUGGGCGUGCGCGACCACCGGUGCGUGACUCUGGGCGUGCAGCCGCUGCUGCUGGCGCCGUUCUUCAACCGCGGCCAGCUCAACGUCUUUGCCGCAUGCGACCACUCAGCGGUGCUGUUUGCUGCGCCGGCGCACCGCGGCCGCCUUAUGUAUGCCAACGUUGACGCGCCCGAGAUCGCCUGUGCGGCCCCAGUCGUCGGCUCGGCAGAGUUCCCCGACGCGCUGUGUCUGGUGUCCGGUGGCCGCCUGUGGGUUGGCCGCCCGGACCCCGUGCAGCGCCUGCACGUGCGCGCCUGGCCGCUGCCGCCGUGGGCCGCGCCGCACCGCAUUGCGUUUAACGGCGCCGUCUACGCGCUGGCGACCACGCACGAGGCAGUCGGCGAUGCGGCGGGCGGCGAUGGGCCUGGCGAGUUUGGGCGGCUGUCGGUACUGUCGGCGCAGUCGAUGGGCGUGCUGGGCAGCGUUCUGCUGGAGCCGUUUGAGAUGCCCGAGAGCCUGUGCGUGGCCGACGGGCUGGAUGUGCAGCGCAGCGGCGUGUUUGCGAUGGGGUCUUCCGUAGUGCUGCCGGGCGACGACGAUGCGCGCAGUGGCCGCGUGCUGCUGGCGCAGUGGGACGCGCGCGCGCGCAGGCUGCUGGUGGUCGGCGAGCUGGCGGUGCUGGGCGCCGUGUACGCGCUGGCGCCGUUCCGCGGCAUGCUGGUGGCCGCCGUCGGCAGCCGCCUGCUGCUGCUUGCCUGGCAGAAGCGCACGCAGCCGCUGGCGGCGCCAGCCUCCACGGACGCUAUCGGCUGGGCGCUGGACGCGGACUGGGAGCUCGUUGUUGUGUGCUCGCAGCAGGCGCAGAUUGCAGCGCUGAGCCUGUGCAUUAGCGGCGACACCAUUGUGGUGGGCGACGUGCUGGCGUCCGCCGCGGUGUUCCGCUACCGCGAGGACGGCGGGCGCCACCGGUUGGUGCCUGUGGCGCGCGAUGCCGCUGGCGUGUGGACAACAGCCGUGGCUGCGCUGCCGCCACCGCUGCCGCAGAACCGCGCACUGCUGGCGCCGCCGCCCGUUGACAUGGAGAUGUCCGCCCGACUGCCGGUGUUCGACCAGGCGUUUGCCUCUGCUGAGUGCGUCCGCUUUGUGGUUGCCGACGCGCACCACAAUAUCAUCCGCAUAGCUGUGCCCGGUGCUGCUGCUGCUGCUGCUGCUGCUUCUGAGGACGCGGAUGUUGAGGACCGCACGGCGGUGGAGGCGCGGUGGCACUUGGGCGACCAGAUCAACGUCAUCCGCGCAGGUGCGCUGGUGAUGGACAUUCCGGACCCGGAGUUCCCCGAUUUCUUGCGGCCACAUCUUCUCUUUGGCACGCUGCAGGGCGCGCUGGGCGUCAUGGCGUCGGUGGAGAACGGCCAUAUUGGCCGCAUCCUCGACCGUCUGCAGACCAACUUGGCUCACCUGGUGCCGACCCCCGGAAUGUGGGAUUAUCAGAAGUGGCGCGCGUACAAGAGCGACCAGAGGGAGUGCAUGGCUUUUGGUGUGUUGGACGGCGAUUUGAUCGAGACCUUUUUGGAUUUACCCACAGAGAUACAGCGCAAGGUGUUUACUGGUAACGAGACUGCCACUGCCACUGCCACUGCCACUGCCACUGCUGCAGGUGGUGAUCCCAGUGAUUCUGAGAGGGAGAGAAAGUUGGAGUAUUGGUCGAGGUAUGAGCGUGUUGAGCUGCUUGCAGACUAUCCUAAGCUUGUCAUCUUCUUCUUCCGUCAGUCCUCUGUGCCGGCAGAUAUUCUCGCACGCUACGGCGACGUUGCCCGCCGCAUCCCCUCGCACCAAUUUGCAUACAUUGACGUUGAACGUAGCCCUGUGCUCUCCACCGUGGAGUACUUUGCAUCGGCACAGCAUGGGAUCUCCGUGUUUUACAACCACGCUCAUUUUUACAACAAGAUGGAUUCUUUGGAUGCUAAAAUGCUCGAGGAUAUGGUCAGGGUUGUGAAUACGGAGGGAAGCGCGGCAAUGGUUGGCUUUUACUUGCAGAAGCUGGUUGAUGAGCAGAUUAGAGCUUUGAAGGCAGAGGGGGUACAGAAGAACAUUACCUUUAAUGUGUCUAUUAACCUCAAGGUCGAGUGAGUGGUUUUUUUCAAUUAGUUUAUUUCGUCGUUUUUAUAUUAUAUUUAUACAAAUACCAUAUUUACUAACCUUCCAGCUUGAUAUUAUUUUAUUGAAAAUUAUAUUAUUAACCAGAUACAAUUGGUGGUCCCGGAUUUGAA
Messenger RNA from Kickxella alabastrina, 4375 nucleotides. Its product is annotated as mono-functional DNA-alkylating methyl methanesulfonate N-term-domain-containing protein. Gene Ontology annotation, molecular function: nucleic acid binding; protein binding. Gene Ontology annotation, cellular component: nucleus. Lineage: Eukaryota; Fungi; Kickxellomycota; Kickxellomycetes; Kickxellales; Kickxellaceae. The transcript has 3 exons. The coding region runs from base 204 to 4235 and encodes 1343 amino acids. The record is from RefSeq and is a predicted model, not a curated record.